AGUCGGACAUUGAAGCCCGGUUCCUGAACGACAAGCGGCUGACCUUGUCCAUUUAUCUCAUUUUGCUGCAAAAGCUGAUUCGCGUGUUGUUUUCGUUGCCGACAUGAAUGAUUUGAUCGAAUUGACGAACAAGGUCCAAACGGUCCUGUCGUCCAUUAGCUCGCACGAAACACUGGACCUACCCCAAAUCGUCGUGGUUGGAUCCCAAUCGUCGGGCAAGUCGUCGGUUCUCGAGACUAUUGUGCAGCGGGACUUUUUGCCUCGUGGCAGUGGUAUCAUUACUCGACGUCCCUUGAUUCUCCAGUUGAUAACGCUGCCGCAACCCACGGCUCUCGAAUACGGCGAGUUCCUUCAUCUGAAGGAAAAGAAAUUCUACGACUUCUCCGACAUUCGGCACGAAAUUGAGCGAGAAACCACCCGUUUAGCGGGCGAAAAUAAGGGCAUCUCUCGCAUGCCUAUCCACUUGCGCAUUUAUUCACCAAAAGUGCUCACACUGACGCUGGUGGAUCUCCCAGGAUUGACCAAGAUUCCUAUCGGUGAUCAGCCCAGUGACAUUGAAAAGCAGAUCCGCAGUCUUGUCAUGGAUUACAUUUCCAAUCCCAACAGUAUCAUUUUGGCGGUGACUCCUGCGAACAACGACAUGGCGAACUCCGAGAGCAUCAAGUUGGCGCGCCAAGUGGACCCCGAAGGUAAACGCACGGUGGGCGUGCUUACGAAAUUGGAUUUGAUGGAUGCCGGAACCAAUGCGCUGGAUGUUCUCACCGGUCGCGCUUACCCUCUAAAGUUGGGCUUCAUUGGUGUGGUGAACCGCAGCCAACAAGAUAUUCUUACAAAUAAAGCCAUGGUGGAUGCAAUCAAGGCCGAAAACGAUUUCUUUCUACAGCACCCAUCUUACCGAAAUAUCGCCCAUCGCUGCGGCACCAAAUACCUCAGCAGGCAGCUCAAUGCUAUUCUGCUUGCACACAUCAAAGAAAAGUUACCCGAGUUGCGAACCAAACUCAGUGGUUUAAUCAGCCAAACACAAAAGGAGCUAGCACAAUACGGCGACCCCACCUUUACCACUGGAGCAGUCCAUCGAGGCUCUCUUGUUUUACGGUUAUUAACAAAGUUUGCCAAUGAUUUUGUGGCGGCUAUUGAUGGUACAUCGGCCGAGAUGUCUACCAAAGAACUAUGCGGUGGUGCACGAAUCUAUUUUAUUUUUAACAACGUAUUCGGUAAUGCGUUGGAUGCUAUCCCUCCGUGUGCCAACCUCAACAACAACGACAUCCGUACUGCCAUUCGCAAUUCCACCGGACCCCGUCCAUCCCUUUUUGUUCCUGAACUCGCGUUUGAUCUGUUAGUAAGACCACAGAUCAAAUUAUUAGAAGCACCCAGUUUGCGAUGUGUUGAACUCGUGUACGAAGAACUGAUGAAAAUUUGCCACAACUCGGAGAAUAAGGAAUUGAUGCGAUACCCAAAGCUUCAAACGAAAUUGGUUGAGGUGGUUUCCGAGUUAUUGAGAGAAAGACUCGGGCCGACUUCUACCUACGUUGAGAGUCUGAUUGCCAUUGAACGCGCCUACAUCAAUACCAACCAUCCGGAUUUCUUAGGCGCAGCAGGUGCCAUGGCAAGUCUCGAAACCGAAUCCAAGAAAAAGAAGAAGAUCGAUAAGCGGCGGGUAAGCUUCCCGCGUGUAUCGCCACCAUCGAGCGUGAUCAGUGCAAGCAGUCGAGCCGAUGAAGAAGGAUCGAUGGGUAUGCCCAAUGGAGUAAUUCACAGGGAUCCUAACGCCGAUCCUUCCUCGAUGCCCAAAGACUCGUUUUUAACCUACUUCUUCGGAGGAGCGCACAAGAACGAGCGUCCUGCGUUGGGAUCUCAGGAAAUGAUGAAUAGUUCACAAUAUGCACCACCUUUCUCUGUGAACAGCGUCAUGGAAACUGAAUUGGAGCGUAAACUUGAACAGGCAUCAUUGAACAACGACGGUCACAUUGCGCAGUCGGAUCGGGAAGGGUUAGAAGCACAAUUAAUUCGCACUUUGAUUACCAGUUACUUCAACAUUGUACGAAAAAAUAUUCAAGACUUGGUGCCCAAGGCGGUCAUGCAUCUUUUGGUCAACUACUCCCGCGAGGCAGUUCAAAACCGUCUCGUGGCUACAUUAUAUAAGGAAGAGCUCUUUAAUGAGUUGCUUCAAGAAGAUGAAGCUAUGGCUUCGGAACGUGAGAAAUGCAAAUCCUUGCUAGAAGUAUACAAACAAGCAUUUGAGAUUAUCAACAACGCGCUGUAGAACAUGUCCCAAUCCAAAUACACUAUUAUACAUAUUUUUUUCUAUCUCUCUGCAUCAGCAUCUUUUUUUUCUUAUUGUUUUUUUC
This is a messenger RNA of Radiomyces spectabilis, 2348 nucleotides long. Its product is annotated as Dynamin central region-domain-containing protein. Gene Ontology annotation, molecular function: microtubule binding; GTPase activity; GTP binding. NCBI's taxonomy places the organism in Eukaryota, Fungi, Mucoromycota, Mucoromycetes, Mucorales, Radiomycetaceae. Bases 104 to 2263 code for a protein of 719 amino acids. Gene Ontology annotation, biological process: mitochondrial fission; peroxisome fission. Gene Ontology annotation, cellular component: mitochondrion; microtubule; peroxisome. The record is from RefSeq and is a predicted model, not a curated record. The transcript has 12 exons.